CGGAGUGUGUUGCGGUAGAGUCUGAUUCCUCACAUACGAAAAUAAUGGCUUCUGCUGGGCUUCAAGUUUUGGCUACCGCACUCGCAGUCAUUGGCUGGUUGGGCACUAUUAUAAUCUGCGCGCUCCCUAUGUGGAAAGUGACGGCGUUUAUUGGCAAUAACAUCGUGACGGCGCAGACAUUCUGGGAAGGCCUCUGGAUGAACUGCGUACAACAGAGCACGGGUCAAAUGCAGUGCAAGGUCUACGAUUCCAUGCUCGCGCUUCCUCAGGAUCUCCAGGCUGCUCGCGCUCUUGUGGUCAUCUCCAUCAUCGUGGCCCUUUUGGGAAUGCUGCUGGCCGUCGCAGGAGGCAAGUGCACUAACUGCAUUGAAGACAGAGACGCGAAGGCCAAAGUUUGUAUUGCGGCCGGUGUGUUCUUCAUGGUGGCUGGCGUCCUGUGUCUGAUCCCGGUGUGCUGGUGCGCAAAUGCUGUCAUCAGGGACUUCUACAAUCCCAUCUUGUCCGAGGCUCAAAAGCGGGAACUGGGAGCAUCACUGUUCAUCGGAUGGGGAUCUUCCGGUCUUCUGCUCAUUGGAGGAGCGCUUCUUUGUUGCCAGUGCCCCAAGAAUGAGGGUCGUGGUGGUUAUUCUGUCAAAUACUCCGCUCCAAGAUCAGCAGCCAACGGUGGCGCAUAUGUGUGACUAUCAGACUUCUGAACUGUAAUGCUUAAUUCUCCUACUUAAGGAAGAGAUGGAAUUGUGUUUACUGAUUUUUGUCUUGACUGACUUUUUAACUGUAAUAAAUUAUCUUUUUUAAA
This is a messenger RNA of Paramisgurnus dabryanus, 796 nucleotides long. Its product is annotated as claudin-like protein ZF-A89. The record is from RefSeq and is a predicted model, not a curated record. Gene Ontology annotation, molecular function: structural molecule activity. Gene Ontology annotation, cellular component: membrane; bicellular tight junction. Lineage: Eukaryota; Metazoa; Chordata; Actinopteri; Cypriniformes; Cobitidae.